Esox lucius (northern pike) is the source of this 4366-nucleotide messenger RNA. It is a transcript of the gene pxk, whose product is annotated as PX domain containing serine/threonine kinase. Gene Ontology annotation, cellular component: early endosome; late endosome; extrinsic component of endosome membrane. Gene Ontology annotation, molecular function: ATP binding; phosphatidylinositol binding; protein kinase activity. The coding region runs from base 177 to 1895 and encodes 572 amino acids. The transcript has 17 exons. The record is from RefSeq and is a predicted model, not a curated record. NCBI's taxonomy places the organism in Eukaryota, Metazoa, Chordata, Actinopteri, Esociformes, Esocidae. Gene Ontology annotation, biological process: endosome to lysosome transport; early endosome to late endosome transport; protein targeting to lysosome.
AGCAGGCUGCUAAGAACUCCGUUCUGAUCACACAGACCGUCACUAUUAACCCUGCGCUUCCUGUCCUCUUUUCCAACUACAUAUUCUCUUCUAGUAGACGUCUUGCUUGACUUGUCUGUGCUCUUUUUUGACGCUUACUUCGUUUUUAUAGUGUUUCUUAUUGAUCUGACGCCAGAAUGGCGUUUUUGGAGAAGCCGUCCCCGGGGAGGGUGCUACUGGAUGAUACGGUGGCCCUGACAGCACUGAUCGAAGCCAGUCAAAAUCUACAUUCGCACACGGAAUACAUCAUCAGAGUUCAGAGAGGGGUGUCUGUGGAAAACAGUUGGCAGGUGAUUAGAAGAUACAGUGACUUUGACAUGUUAAACACCAGUCUGUUGGUUUCUGGCAUCAGCCUGCCUUUACCACCCAAAAAGUUACUGGGUAACAUGGACAGGGAGUUCAUAGCAGAGAGACAGAGGGGACUACAGGCCUACCUGGACUUCAUUACCCAGCACCACAUUCUUGCCACCUGUGAGCUCGUCAAAAAGUUCCUAGACACAAACAACUACUCUGCCAACUACACAGAAAUCGCCUUACAGCAAGUGUCCAUGUUCUUCAGGUCUGACCUCAAGUGGGAGGUGCUUGAGCCUUUAAAAGACAUUGGCUGGAGGAUACGAAAGAAGUAUUUCUUAAUCAAAAACAAAGAGCAACCUAAAGAACGACAGGUGUUGAGUUGGGUUGACUUGGGUCCAGAUAAAUUCCUGUCAGACAAAGAUCUUCAGUCGACCAUGAAGCUGCUAACCUCUCUGUCUAAUCCAUACAUCCACCCAGUGACGUUUGCCAGCACCGGUGAGUCCUCGGCUCUUGUCAUCAGGAUGUUCAAUGAGAAGGGGUCUCUGAGGGAUCAGAUCAGUAAGGUGAAGCCCAAAGAAGCGUUUAUGAAGAAGUACAGCAACCCCAAGAAGACCCACGGUCUGGAACUGCAGCACAUCCGGAUGUAUGGAAGACAGAUUCUGGAGGUUCUUAAGUUCCUGCAUGACAAGGGCUUCCCUUAUGGACACCUUCAUGCAUCUAACGUAGUGAUAGAGGACAGCACAUGCAAACUGCUGGACAUUGAAAACAGUCUGCUGGGCCUGCCCUCCUACUACCGACCCUACAUCACACAGUUCAGGAAAAUCAACACUACAGAGAGCAUAGAUGUUUACUCGUUUGGUCACUUACUGUAUGAAAUGACGUACGGGAGACCACCUGAUGCUGUGCCUGUUGACCAGUAUCCCCCUAUACCUUACACCUCAGUGGUCUCUGUGCUGCAGUCCAUCCUGUCCACAGAGGCCUGUAAGACCGGAAUGCCCACUGUUGCACAGUUGAUGCAGACAUCACUGUUCAGUGAUGUGCUGCUCUCCCACUCAGAGAAACUCCAGUUUAAGAUCCCUGCCAAAUUGAGAGAUGCCUUGAAAACCGCCAAAGAGAGCUUGGAAAAGCGCCUCCAAGAAGAGCAGAAAAUGAAUCACCAGUACAGGAGGCUGACCAGAGCUCAAUCCCACCACGGCUCAGAAGAAGAAAAGAAGAAGAGGAAGAUACUGGCUAGAAAGAAGUCCAGACAGUCAGCCUAUGAGAACGAGGAGGAUCUCCCUGUUAAAUACAACAACAACUCUGCAGGUUCCGGGGCCAGCUCCCCCCCCACCUCGCCCUCAUCCCCCACCCCUCCACCCACAACAGGAGUUACACCUCCUUCACCUGGCCAGUCCCUGGCCCCUCCACCUCCUCCACCACCUCCUCCUGGAUCAGGCCCUCCUCUCCCUCCUCCUCAUGUUAAUGGUGUGGCCCGUGGUGCUCUGCUCAGCUCUAUCACGUCCUUCAGUAAAGGCAAACUGAAGAAAACAGAGACUGUUGACCGCAGUAUCCCACACAUCUGAAGAGUCCCUCAUCCUACCACCCCUGAUGGAGACCCACACAUCUGAAGAGUCCCUCAUCCUACCACCCCUGAUGGAGACCCACACAUCUGAAGAGUCCCUGAUCCUACCACCCCUGAUGGAGACCCACACAUCUGAGGAGUCCCUCAUCCUACCACCCCUGAUGGAGACCCACACAUCUGAGGAGUCCCUCAUCCUACCACCCCUGAUGGAGACCCACACAUCUGAGGAGUCCCUCAUCCUACCACCCCUGACGGAGACCCACACAUCUGAGGAGUCCCUCAUCCUACCACCCCUGACGGAGACCCACACAUCUGAAGAGUCCCUCAUCCUACCACCCCUGAUGGAGACCCACACAUCUGAAGAGUCCCUCAUCCUACCACCCCUGAUGGAGACCCACACAUCUGAGGAGUCCCUCAUCCUACCACCCCUGAUGGAGACUUGUCAACCUCUUCAAUCACCUUUGGGCUUGUUCUGUUUUUUCCUACAUUUCACCUGUUUGAUUGGUUAGGGCCUGGGGCUUGAGGCAGGGCACUGGGCCUCAAUCUUCAGUACAACAUGGCCCCUUGGCUGGUUCUCAAUUCAGCAGGGAAGUGGCUGGUCAGUCGGACUCUGCAGGUUCAGGUUCCUUAGGUUUCUGUCUGAAGAUGGCAGUAAAUGAAUCAGCACUUCUCUCAACUUUUUUUUCCUUUUUUUAUUCCACUUAUUUCUCAUACAGCAAAUUGACUUGAAUGGAACGUACAAGCAGCUGUGAGGGAAGUAAUGCUUCAUAAAGAAACUACAUGAAGUACACGUUGACUAAAGACUAAAGGGCCUGACCUCUGACCUGACUGAAGUGUCAUCCAGCUAGAGAGAGUUUUGCCACAGUGAGACCCUGUGAGAGGACUAUCAUUUUAUAUAUGAUAUGUUUAUUUUAUUUGAACAGUAUUACUUCUUAAAGGUGUUUAUUGUAUCCGUGUUGUGUUUUUAACUUUUGCGGUCUUUGAAUGUAUGGCAGAGGUGUGAUGCUUUUGAAUGGUCUGUGUUGCUUGGUCUGUGUCUCUCAUCUCUGUGCCUGAGUCCAUACAUGGCACUGUGCGUUCCAAAUUGCACCAUAUUUGUCCUUAUUCAGGAAACUGAAGAAGUGCACUUUAUAAGGGUUAGGGUGCUAUUUGGAACGCACUAACCAAAACGAGCAUGGAGGCUGCGAGGAUUAAUCCCUUUUCCCAUGGCCACUGCUGGAGAAAACAAGGACAACCGGAGAUGUCAGUCAUCACUCGGUAUGCAAAAUAUACCCAAAUUAUAAUAUUAUGACGUUAAUCAGUAACAGUAGAAUAUAGGAGGAUAAACAUCAAAGUAACACAUUUUAUGAAAUACCUUUUAAACUUUUUUUUUUUUUUUGCUUUCACAUGUUAUUGCCUCAAACAUUUAACAUUUUCAGUAGUGCAGUUAUCACCCACGGUAUAUUUCUCUUCCAAAAUAGCAAGAGCAAGUUGACGAAGGAUCUUUUAUUUUUUAUCUACUGCACUUUACCCAACCCAAGGGGAUCUGUCUCUUGUCAAUGACCCAGGUUCAGCCACCGAACUGGGAGCAGUUUACUGGGAGAAUGUAUUGUAAUGGAUUGUGGUUAAUGAGUUAACUAUCCCAUCUGAUUAAAUUGGUUAUUGAUCGUAAUGAUUACACUGACGGUCAUGCCUGAACACUGCUGCAGCAGUCCCUCUCAGAGACACUGAAGGUACUUCGUAAUGCCCCUGGAAAGCAAAGUUAAUGUCUCCAUUAAGGUAUUGAAUGUCGAUACAUCGGUACAUUCAGGACAAUCGUAUGCUGUGUUUGCCCAGGUAGCUCAAUGCAGGUUCAUCUUUACUCCACUAAUUGGGCUUUUUGUUUGAGAUUGGCUAAAGCGCAUUUAGGAGUAAUUUUCUUCAUUGGACUUUUGACCAGUCAGAUCGGGUUUUAUUGAGAAAUGCUCUAAAUAUUAGAACUGGACGGCCUGAGUAGACACAGCUAUAGAAAUUGAUAAUAUCUCUGCUUAUUGCUGUAAGGUAUUUAACUUGACCUUGAACUGCUGUCUGUAAUAAUAUCCUAAACAAUCUCCAUAUAAUUUGUGCCAAUUACACUUAUUUCUUUUUCUGUUUCUCUCCAGUUCUGGGUCUGAGUGAGGCUUUAUUUACUAUAACAUUAAAUUAGCAUUUAUACGGCAACCAUUCAAGGUGAAAACUGAGUAGUUUAUAUGUAAGUAAUAAGGCUUUUUAUGUCCGUCAUCACAGCCCUGCCAACCUUCUGAUUUGCACUGCUGAAUAUGGACUUUUCAACUGUAUAAUAUAGCGCCUUUUGGCAGUUAUAACAACAAAUUGACAGGAAAACAAAGGUAUUUUAUUAUGUAAAUUGACUGCACUUUAAGAUGAAAUUACUAAUAUUUUACAAAACCCUUUUUCAGAUUGGGGUUGGUAUGACGCCAUCUAUUGUCUGUCUGCUGCAUUAAAACAUUAAAAUUU